AUGGCCCGCAAGCGAAAGAAGUCAAACCCAGAUGCUGCAGACACAUCGGACGGCCGCGAUGGCCUUCCACUGGCAGGGCCCUCGCCUCCUGAGCCUAUUCAUGCUUCCGGCUCGAGCAGAACUCUCCGUCCUCGGAAGCCCUCCCGGCCAAGCUCUCAUAUGCCGGUAUCUCUCCCUCGACAGCCUGCGCCUGUAGAAGAUCGUCUCCCUGAGCCCCACGUGAAACGCGCUCGUCUCGGUGCUCACGACGCAAUGCUUGUGCUCUCCUCGGAGACUGCCCAGUCGGGCUCUGUUGUAGCAGCCGAGUCUUUGACCAACCCGCAGCCCAGCGCAAGGUCUUCUCGUAUUGCCACCCAAAAUCUCGAUCUAGCUCGUUCUCCUGAUCAUGGGCUCGCUUCGGCUCGGAUACAGAUUGCUGGUGAUAGGCUCCUGUCUACUGAGCUGGACUUCGGGUCGAAUCGACCUCACCCUGAUGUUGACCAUAACAUACGAAGGCUCCCCAUACCGGCCAAUAAAUUCGGAAUCGUUGAAACAACACUUGAACGCCCUGCUCGCUCUCCUUCAGUAGAUCCUGGCCAAUCUUCUCAGCUCACCUCGAGUUCUACGCCAACGUUCCCUCCUCACGCUGUUCUGCUGAGCACCACUGCUGAAGCACCAUCUACUCCCCCAAGCGUCACUCCGUGGGAAGCCUUGUCCCCUUCCCAAAAAACACAGCACGAAAUUCGGUCUUCUACUCCCCCACGUGAAUUGGCACCUCCUCCCAAAAACACUACGCCACAGAAAGAGGUGUACCCAGUCGUAAUGAACUGGCUCAAAAAUAUUUUAGAGGUUGAGUUUAAACCCUUGUUCGAUUCGCUUCGUGGAGGCAACCGCAUCUCCCAACGCUUUGGAGUCGACAAUGGCCGUUUGACGACCCUGACCCUGGAUGAUUUUGACUCCCCCCCCGCAGCGCUUUCAGCGCAAGUCAAGCGUGUUGCUGUUUAUCACCAGAACACGAUUCUGACUGGAAACCAGGGGCAAGGCAAGAGCCGAACUUGCACACAACAUGCUGCAGAGACAGGUGGCUUCCUAUUUGCCCUUUUUCACAAAGAGGAGGGCCUACGCAAAACGUUCCCCAACGGCUCCGCGGUUUACGGCUCCCAGGACCUUCAGCUAGCAAUAACGGAGAUCCUGGAAAACAAGUCCAAAUUCAGCGACAUAGCCGAAGAUCCCCAGCAAAUAGAGGACAACAGGGAGGCGGUCGAACAUAUGGCCUUAACAGUGGCCUGUAGUCGAGUCUUCGUCUUCAAUGCCUUCCUUAGGUGUAAGCCGGACGACAUAUCGCUGGAGGACUGGCUGCAUGACUGGACCGCGUUUCAAGUGGCCUCUGUGUUGUGCAACCCGGACGAUGCUGGACCUCUCGAGGACAUCUUCGUGCGCGUUUCCGCACUGCUUCGAAAAGCGUCUACGGAAGUACUUCUCAGACUCAUCGAUUUUUUCUGGCAUCAAAUUACAUCGAAAUGCCCAAGGUUCUUGGAUUUUUUCCCUCUGUUGCUGGACGAGGCUAGCUUUGGCCUACUUCUAUGGAAUCUCUCUCACUUCCGCUGUCGUGAUCUCCCCGAUGAACCUUGCUCAGUUCUGACAGAGAUAUAUCUUGUCUGGAUGAAGUUGGGCAUCUUCACCAGCAGCGUCUUCUCUAGUCAAAGCGGCGUAUCGGCGGACACCAUGAGGCGCGCCCUUGAGCCUACUGCGACCCUCUCUGGCUGGAAAACAAUCGAGGUUUCCAUCGAAGGUGGCUUUCGCAACUCGGAGGAUCACCGAGAAUUCUUACGGAACAAGCUUCAAGGCUGGGCUGACGAAAACGGUAUCUCGAAAAAGGCUUUCGAAAGUUUUAUGACACGCGCAGUGACGUGGCUUCGUGGUCGCUAUGAGCUUACGGUGUGGCUCAUCGAGCUCAUACUGGAGACGAAGACAAGAUCUCCACAACGCCUUCUCAGUCGUCUCGUCCUCUUCUGGACCAGAGGUUGGACUGCUACGGAUGGUGGACAUUUCGAGUCCGCUGAACCUGAGCUUGAGGAUAACAUCGAGCAGAUUAUGGAACGGGUAGUAGUGCAUCGCAUUGACUGGGCUGCUUUCGAUAGCUGCACCAACGCUGUUAAACAAGCUGUCUAUAACAUCACCUUGCACCAAAUGGUGGGCGGAUUUGGAACUUCGAUCACCAAAGAAAUAGGCAAAAUCAUUGAAUCUAUCCUCGGAAAGCUCAUCUACGAUGACGGUGACGAUACCGAUACAGGAAUCGCAAGGUUCGACGAACCGUUGGUGUCUUCUGCGGUGAGGGCCCAUUGCAGGGAGGCUCUGCUCGACCAUAUGUCAUCUCACUGGUCGGCAUUGGACGAUCCCGUCUCGAAAGGCUUCGCUUUCGAACGCCAAAUCCCAAUGGUCAUCGUAGAUGUGAUGGGGGACUUCGCACCAUUGGAGGAUCUUCUCGAAAUUGCCGAGGACUCGAAGUUCGCACACCUAGCAAAACGUGAAUUCCGUCUGGUCAGUGUUCGCAUGGAGCGUGGUGAGUAUGUAGCGUCGGCGGUCUCGGCGACAUCGGGCCCUUGCCCCCAGCUCGCCUACCAGACAGAGACGGCCAUUGAUUACCUAAAUUACGUCAAGACUCCCGGGGGCGCGGCAAUCAUCUAUCCUGACAAGCUUGAAGGUCCCGACUUGCACAACGAGAUACAGGAUAAGAAUACAGGGAAGAUAGUCGAUGUCGUGACACAGGCCAAGCUCAGCGUGAGUUCCGAUGGGGUGAGGAAUGACGUGUGCAGAAAAGGCGUCGAGAGCCUUGAACCUAGUCGCUUCCACCAGCGAUAUGACAAGAAGGAGGAGGCGUGGGUUCAUACGACCCAAUACGGCCCGGACAUUCAGAAGCAAUGGAAAAAUAUGAGAAAGGCGCGGUACCCAGGGUAUACACCACCUAAGCUGUCAAAAGCAAAAAUGGCUGCUGAGCUCAGGAAGAUUCCCGACAUGAUUCCUGUUCUUGCCAUCGCGGGGGUGCCGAAGUCGAACUUUUUCAAGGAGCACAAGGAUGUCGCGCUGAUGAAGCUCCACCACUUCCCGCGACUCUUCGGUAAGACCUGGCCUACUGCUCUCAAGAGGAGCCGGCCUCAGCCUCCGAUGCCGAGGUGA
Molecule: messenger RNA, 3156 nt
Organism: Stereum hirsutum FP-91666 SS1
Lineage: Eukaryota; Fungi; Basidiomycota; Agaricomycetes; Russulales; Stereaceae
Exons: 7
Coding region: 1-3156 (1051 amino acids)
Source: RefSeq, a predicted model, not a curated record